CAAACAUCUCCAAGGCACGCGCACUCCAUAGCAACGCAAUACAGUCACAGACAUGGAAAGUCCCCAUGAACACCAGCAAAGCCAACUGCUUUCACGCAUCAUUGUCAAUGUUGAGAAACUAAACGAGGCAAUCAUGAUGUUGAACAAGAACCUCCAGGAGAUCAACAUCCAGAAUAUGGACACGGAGCUAGUGGCCCAGAUGUUCAAGAACUACCAAUCCAACGUGCUCUUCCACCUUGAAGCAACGAACGGUCUUAAGGAUCCUGCGUGAGCGGGAGCAUGCACGGCCUCUCAUGUGUAUAUAGAUUGUGUCUUCAGCAUGCAGUAGACGGCGGAUGAGCCUAGUAGAUAACCCAUGCAUGCAUCGCAGUAGGAUCACAACUGAAGUGACCAGGUGCCCAAAUAAUGAGAUAUGGUAGUACUACAACUCGUACGCAGAAGCAUAAUACGUAGUGGGCCCAGACAAGGCAUAUAUCCAAGCAGCAUGCGGAGACGGGCCCGGACCACCGAGCACCAGUACCCAGAGAGCCUCACGAC
Molecule: messenger RNA, 537 nt
Organism: Bipolaris sorokiniana ND90Pr
Lineage: Eukaryota; Fungi; Ascomycota; Dothideomycetes; Pleosporales; Pleosporaceae
Exons: 4
Coding region: 53-271 (72 amino acids)
Biological process (GO): attachment of spindle microtubules to kinetochore
Cellular component (GO): DASH complex; mitotic spindle
Source: RefSeq, a predicted model, not a curated record